AUGGUCGGCAGGGUCCUCUUUUGGAGCGGCUUCGGCUUCGCCGUCCGUUUCUGGCAAAUGGGCAUCGAGAUGCGCCCCUUCUUCAACAAAGAGUCCCUCUGGGCCUACCCGGCCUACAUGAUCGGCGGCGGCAGCUUCGGCUACUGGCUUCAGGGCGUCGACGAGAGGCAGACGUCCAUUCUUGGCGAGCGCAAGAGUAUCCUGCUCGAGAAGCGCGCGAGGGCGGCGGCGCGCAAGGAGGAGGAGCAGGCCCAGUCCUAA
This is a messenger RNA of Colletotrichum orchidophilum, 261 nucleotides long. Its product is annotated as NADH2 dehydrogenase subunit 14K. Lineage: Eukaryota; Fungi; Ascomycota; Sordariomycetes; Glomerellales; Glomerellaceae. The coding region runs from base 1 to 261 and encodes 86 amino acids. The transcript has 2 exons. The record is from RefSeq and is a predicted model, not a curated record.